Molecule: messenger RNA, 5908 nt
Organism: Xyrauchen texanus (razorback sucker)
Lineage: Eukaryota; Metazoa; Chordata; Actinopteri; Cypriniformes; Catostomidae
Product: patatin-like phospholipase domain-containing protein 7
Exons: 36
Coding region: 179-4231 (1350 amino acids)
Biological process (GO): lipid metabolic process
Cellular component (GO): endoplasmic reticulum
Molecular function (GO): phosphatidylcholine lysophospholipase A1 activity
Source: RefSeq, a predicted model, not a curated record
GACUGUCAAGGCAACAGCACAGAUUUGAUUUCAUAGUGAAAAAAAGGGCUCACAAAGUUUGAGAUGGAGUGAAAUUUGCUUUUAAAUGACAAGAAAGUUACCACAGCGAUCAGCUGUGGGAUAAAUAAUCUCUUUGUACCUGGAUUAUUUGAGUGUCGGUCCGCAAUUUCACCAACAAAUGGAGGAAAAUGAGGCUGGAGUCCAGUGUACAUAUCCUGCUAUUCCAAAUGAUAUUCGUUCCCGCUUGCAGCACUUUGUGGAGGAGAGGAUGCAGACCAACAUGCUGACAGGUGUAUUGAUCGGUGCGGUGGUGGCUGUGUUUCUGAUUGGAUUCUCUGUGCUUCUCAUCUACCGCAGAUACAAACUAGCAAGUCAGCAGGCCGGUGUCCCUAGGUAUCGCUUCAGAAAGAGAGAUAAAGUGCUCUUCUAUGGCAGGAAAAUCAUGAGAAAGGUCAAGACCUUGUCCUCCACACCUUCCUCCACUUCAGUGUCUAAACAGCGCUCUCGAAAAAGGCCUAAAGUUCUGAGUAUAGCUCGCAGGAUUCUGCGGAUUAGAAAGGAGCCUCCCACCUUACAGCCCAAAGAGCCCCCUCCCUCACUCCUGGAGGCGGAUCUCACAGAGUUUGAUGUCCAGAACUCAAACCUGCCCUCAGAGGUGCUCUACAUGCUCAAGAAUGUCAGGGUACUGGGUCAUUUUGAGAAGCCCUUAUUUUUGGAGCUGUGUCGGCACAUGGUCUUUGUGGAGCUGCAGGAAGGAGAGGGGCUGUUUAGGCCAGGAGAUGACGAUGACAGCAUCUUUGUCGUUCAGGACGGAAGAUUGGAGCUUUGGAUCCACGAGCCUGAUGGCACAGAGCCUGUGAUGAAGGACGUGUUGCCCGGGGACAGUGUUCACAGUCUGCUCAGCAUUCUGGACAUCAUCACGGGUUAUCCUGCUCCUUACAAGACCGUGUCAGCACGUGCCGCUGUCAGGUCCACCAUAUUGCGUCUGCCUGCCUCAGCUUUCCAGUCUGUGUUUGAGAAAUACCCAGAGACACUAGUGAGAGUCAUACAGAUAAUCAUGGUGCGUCUGCAGAGAGUCACCUUCCUGGCACUUCACAACUACCUGGGACUGACAACUGAGCUUUUCAAUCAGGACAUACAAGCAGUGCCACUGUUCACAGUCAACAGUGUGCUCGCCGAGGGGAGUCCCAUUAGAUUCCCGCGCAGACCUCACUUUCAGACAACAUCAGAAGAUGAGCACCUGCACAGCUCUGGAGAGCACUUUACAGACUCAGACGGAGGCCAAGCUGGUUCAUAUGAAUACGCAUCCUCAGUUGCACGGCGGUCUCGUUCCGUUUCGAUGCCUGUAGAGAACACAGGGGUGGCUGGAAAUGACCUGAACAUGGCUUGCGAACGGGCCCGAGUAACCAUAGAUGAACCUCCAUCCAGUCCAGUCAUUUACAAGUCCAUUCUGAAGAAGAGUGUGACCAUGCAGCAUGCUCCAUCCACUGUGAUUCAUUACACGGACAAUGCGCCACACUCUGACGUGCCCCCCAGUAAAGUAGGAGCCAUAUUCCAGGCCGCCAAGAAAGACCUGCUGGGUAUUUUUCAGCUGCAGGACCCCAGUUUGCUGGAGGGCAGGGUGACACUGCAUCAGGUUAAGGCUGGAUCUAUUGUAGCUCGCCAAGGAGAUCAGGAAGUGAGUGUGCAGUUUGUGAUCUCGGGCACGCUACAUGUGUACCAGCGGAUGAUCGACAGAGAGGAGGACACGUGUCUGUUCGUGGCUCACCCAGGAGAGCUGGUGGGUCAGCUGGCCGUGCUGACGGGCGAGCCACUUAUCUUCUCUGUUCGGGCGCAUCGUGACUGCAGCUUCCUGUCCAUGUCUAAAACACAUUUCUAUGAGAUCAUGCGAGCUGAACCCACAGUGGUGCUGAACGUUGCGCAUACUGUCGUAAGAAGGAUGUCAUCUUUCGUCAGACAGAUUGACUUUGCCCUUGACUGGAUGGCUGUGGAGGCGGGCAGAGCUGUCUACAGGCAGGGUGAUACAUCUGACAGUACUUUUAUAGUGCUCAGUGGCCGCCUGCGUUCCGUUAUCAGGAAGGAGGAUGGGAAAAAGGAGCUGACGGGAGAGUAUGGCAGAGGGGAUCUCAUUGGAGUGGUGGAAGCUCUGACCCAUCAGAACAGAGCAACUACUGUUCAUGCUGUUCGAGACUCAGAACUGGCUAAACUACCUGAGGGAGCUCUCAAUUCCAUUAAGAGGAAAUUCCCACAAGUAGUCACAAGGCUUAUUCACCUGCUCGGACAGAAGAUCCUCCAGCAGGUUAAUGGCCCUUUGACAGCUCGCAGUCUGGCUCUGCAAACUCCCGGGAGUAAAUGGGAUGCAGGGAACCCUGCCUCAAACCUUUCCACCAUCACUGUGCUACCAGUAACGGAGGAGGUCCCUCUGACUGCAUUCACCCUAGAACUUCAGCAUGCGCUCCUGGCGAUUGGUCCUACUCUUCUUUUGACUAGUGACAGCAUCAAACAGCGCCUUGGGUCGGCAGCAUUAGACAGUGUGCAUGAGUACAGGUUGUCGAGUUGGCUGGGUCAACAGGAAGACAUCCAUCGCAUAGUCCUGUACCAGACAGAUGUGUCACUCACCCCCUGGACUCAACGCUGCAUCAGACAGGCAGAUUGCAUUAUCAUCAUUGGACUGGGAGAGCAGGACCCAGCCGUUGGAGAGCUGGAGCAUAUGCUAGAGGUGAGUGCGGUUAGGGCACAGAAACAGCUGGUGUUGUUGCACCGCGAGGACGGCCCUCCACCCAAAGGAACAGCCGAAUGGCUGAAUAUGCGGAGUUGGAUUUCCAGACACCUUCACCUGUCUUGCCCCCGCAGGGUCUUCUCCAAGAGGAGCCUGCCAAAACUGAGAGAGAUGUAUCAGCGUGUGUUCCUGAAACCUGCCGACCGUCACUCUGAUUUUUCUCGCUUGGCCCGCAUUCUGACAGGCAACGCCAUUGCCCUGGUACUGGGGGGAGGAGGAGCAAGGGGUUGCUCUCAGGUGGGCAUCAUUCGUGCAUUAAGUGAGGCAGGAAUCCCUAUUGAUCUGGUGGGUGGCACCUCGAUUGGUUCCAUGAUGGGCGCUCUGUUUGCAGAGGACCGCAGUUAUAGCAGGAUGAAGAUCAGAGCCAGAGAAUGGGCCAUGGAAAUGACAUCAGUGUUUAAGAAAGUGCUGGACUUGACCUACCCAAUCACAUCUAUGUUCUCCGGAGCUGCAUUCAACUCUAGCAUUAAUGCUGUCUUUAAUGACAAGCAGAUUGAGGACCUCUGGAUCCCAUAUUUCAACAUCACCACAGACAUCACCGCCUCCACAAUGAGAGUUCACACUGAUGGCUCUCUGUGGAGGUAUGUGCGAUCCAGCAUGUCUCUUUCUGGUUACCUGCCACCACUAUGUGAUCCAAAAGAUGGACACCUGCUCAUGGACGGAGGCUACAUCAACAACCUGCCAGCGGACGUGGCACGCUCCAUGGGCGCCAAGGUGGUGAUUGCCAUCGAUGUGGGCAGCCAAGAUGAAACAAACCUCACCAACUAUGGGGAUGCCCUCUCCGGAUGGUGGCUGCUAUGGAACCGGUUCAACCCACUGGCUGAGAAAGUCAAGGUGCUAAAUAUGACUGAGAUCCAGGCCCGGCUGGCUUACGUGUGCUCUGUGAGACAGCUUGAGUCAGUUAAAAGCAGCGACUACUGUGAAUAUAUCAGACCUCCCAUUGACAGAUACCGCACGCUCGAGUUCGGCAAGUUCGAUGAGAUUAGCGAAGUGGGCUACCAUCAUGGGAAGACAGUGUUUGAUGUGUGGUGCAGGAGUGGAGUGAUUGAAAAGAUGAUGAAGGACAGACAUCAAGAGGAAUUCCACAAAACUCAAAGCAAUAAUGUGGUGACCUGUCCAAAUGCUUCCUUCACUGAUCUGGCUGAGAUUGUCUCUCGCAUUGAACCAGUUAAAACAGCUCAUAUGGAUGAUGAAUCCGACUAUCACACCGACUAUGAAGAGGAGAUGGCAGAGAGCGCUCUAUCAGACAUGGAGUGUUACAACCAACACAGUGAACAUACAGAAGAAGAACUGACUGCAGACACUGACGAAGAAUUUGAGAGGGCUCGCAGACAGCCUGUGCAUUCUAACCCAGAGAAUGUGGGGCCUGUUUCAUCUAAAACAAUGCAAAACUCCAGCCCCAGCAGUCCUCCAUGCCAGGAAAGCACACGGAUAAGCACUCCUCCAUCCUGACCGCUGAUCCCUCCUCCCCCAGAGAUGCCAUCCUGGCAGGGUACUAACACUUGACACUCCCAAGAUUUGGGCUUCAGACCUUGGUGCACAUUCCAACCAAGCCCUUCCUGGCCUUGAAGAGCAGAAAGUGGGCAGUUUGUGUAUUUAUAAUUGCCUUUCCCAAAAAAAUCCAAAGAAGACACAUGACUAACACACCGCUGACAGCUGGGUAACAUGGCAUGGCGUUGUAACUCAUGUCCAACUGUAUCAUGCUGACUGGGUAAAAUUUUGAUUGCAAAGUCUCGAAUUACAUGUGCAUUUAGUCAAUAAAGGAGGGAUUUACAUGAGUAAGACAAUCAACUACAAUAUUGCAUUUGCAAAUGGUUGGAUUGGAUUGCUUGUACUCUAAAGUCUUUCUACUGUCAAUGAAAGAAGCAAAAAAGAGGGAGAAAUAUUGAGAGAUCACAAAGGCACUGAGUUUUUUGUAGAGUUCUCUAUAAGCUCUUUUGACUGUGUUUUUUUGUUUUGCUUUGAACUGACAAGUUGAAAUGUCCCACAUUUGCUGUUGUACAACAUGGCUGUUGUAUUUAGAUCAGAGAUGCUGUACUGAAGGAUACUUGAACUGAUAUGGACUUUAGACAGCUUAUAGACCGAUCUAACCUAACCAGCAUCGGAUAUCAUACCAAAUGUGUCUGUUAAAUGACUCUUACCUUUAACAGCAAUGAUCAAAAACUAUACAAAUCAUAAACGCAAGCCUAUCAAUGCAAUAUGUUUUUAAAUCAUGUUUUUGAAUGUUAUUUUUUUUUUUUGGGGUGAAUAAUUGAUGUACAUGCUACAUGUAGUGCCUUUUUAACCCCGAUACCUGCCAUACAAGAGAAUGGUAGUACAAUAAGGGGUUUUAACAGGGUUUGGGAAAGGAGGCGGUGGGAACCGGAUCAACACACAACAAGACUUUAAUUAUAACAUAAUAACAGACAUCAACCACAAACACACACACACACACACACACACACAGCUCCAUGUAUUGAUUAAUUUGCAAAUAUGCGUAUGUUUCGCGCAUCUAAGUUUCAUUUGAGCACCAGUCUGAAUGUUGACUUUAAUUAUAUACAGCCAUUACUUACAUUGACUGACAUAGUGGAUGUGAAGAUGAGUGGUUACUCUGCUGUUAUAAUCAUUUUGAAACAAUCUUUAUGCAAUGUGCCAAUAGUUUUGCAUGAAAUUGGAACACUGAGCUUAAAAAGCUACAAACUAUGCGUUAAAGGGAUAGUUCACCCAAAAAUGAAAAUUAUGUUGUCAUUUACUCACUCUUUAUUUUGUUCCAAACCUGGAAGACUUUUUUACAUGGAACACAAAAGGAGAUGUUGGUCAGAAUGUUAGCAUCAGCCACCAAGCGCUUUCAUUGUGUGGAAGAAAAGAUGCAAUGAAAGUAAGUUGUGAUUGAGACUAACAUUCAUGCUAUUCUAAUGGGUUUAGAGUGAGUAAAUGAUGACAUAUCCCUUUAAUGUUUUGACUGUCAGCAGUGGUCUAUGUGAGUGGUUGAGGUCAGUUUCAUUCCAAAGGUAAUGAAACUGGACAAGUUGGACAUUAGAGCUACCAAACAGGAAUAUGCAUUUUUUUUUUUUUUUUUUUUAAAUUACAUGAUUUCCAAACUUUAUGUCCAAACAAAUGUCAACCACUAAUAAAGUGCAUUUUGCUCUC